Messenger RNA from Diachasma alloeum, 8867 nucleotides. RefSeq names its product talin-2 (gene rhea). The record is from RefSeq and is a predicted model, not a curated record. Gene Ontology annotation, cellular component: cytoskeleton; focal adhesion; plasma membrane. Gene Ontology annotation, biological process: cell-cell adhesion. The coding region runs from base 265 to 7260 and encodes 2331 amino acids. Gene Ontology annotation, molecular function: actin filament binding; structural constituent of cytoskeleton; integrin binding. The transcript has 11 exons. Lineage: Eukaryota; Metazoa; Arthropoda; Insecta; Hymenoptera; Braconidae.
UGCGGACGUGAGGUUGGUGCGAUCUGAAAAGUGACAAAUUGGUUAAAAACACUCAUCAAAAACAAAAACAAAAGCCAACCAAGGAUGAUCUAAACUGACACGACAUAUUGAACGAUCGACAACAACGAGACGAUAAGAAUUAUUCCUGACGCUGUGUCCUCCAGAAUUUAUAGACGUAAAUUAUUGUAUUGAGGGUCGCUUAUUUUGAAGUCAAGUGACUCCGGUGGUUUUCGUACACGUAGACGGUCGCCGUCAGCAAUUGCAAUGGCAACACUGUCACUCCGUAUCUCCAUACCGGAGAAAAAUGCGACCAAAAUGAUGCAGUUUGAUCCAAGCACAUCGGUAUACGAUGCCUGCAGAAUUAUCCGUGAGAAACUGCCAGAAGCAACGAAUAUGGGACAACCCAAAGACUACGGUCUCUUCCUCUCCGACGAGGACGCAAAAAAGGGUGUCUGGCUGGAACCCGGUCGUAACCUAGACUACUAUAUCCUCCGUAACGGCGAUCUCCUCGAGUACCGGCGAAAGCUCCGAACCCUCCGUGUUCGCAUGCUCGACGGUACCCUAAAGACCCUCCUCGUAGACGACAGCCAACCAGUCGCCAACCUGAUGGUGGUGAUCUGCACAAAGAUUGGUAUCACAAAUCACGACGAGUACUCCCUAGUCCGGGAGUACCUCGACGAGGAAACUGAGAACCAAAAGCCCGGUAACUACGGAACCCUGACCUUAAAACGCCGAAAGGAGGAAAAAGGUGAGAGAGAUGCCAAGAUGGACCAGCUACGAAAGAAGCUGAAGACGGAUGACGAGGUCAACUGGAUUGAUCCGAGCAAGACACUCCGGGAACAGGGUAUAGACGAAUCGGAGACAGUUCUCCUCCGACGAAAGUACUUCUUCUCAGACCAGAACAUCGACUCGAGGGAUCCAGUUCAGCUUUCUCUGCUGUACGUUCAAGCCAGGGACGCCAUUCUGGACGGCACUCAUCCAGUAACUCAAGAGAAGGCCUGCACCUUCGCUGGAAUUCAGUGCCAGAUACAGUUCGGUGAUCACAAAGAGGACAAGCACAAGACCGGUUUCUUGGAUCUGAAGGAGUUCCUACCGCAGUCGUAUGCGAAGGUCAAGGGAAUCGAGAAGAAGGUCUUUGCCGAGCACAAGAAGCAUAUGGGCCUCUCUGAGCUGGACGCCAAGGUUCUUUACACCAAAACAGCUAGGUCCUUGAGCACUUACGGCGUCACGUUCUUCCUCGUCAAGGAGAAGAUGGUGGGAAAGAACAAGCUGGUGCCACGGCUGUUGGGGGUCACCAAGGACUCGGUUCUCAGGCUAGAUGAGAGAACCAAGGAGAUCCUCAAAACCUGGCCGUUGACCACCGUCAGGAGGUGGGGCGCAUCUCCCAAUACAUUCACCCUUGACUUUGGUGACUACUCGGAUCAGUAUUACAGCGUUCAAACCACUGAAGCCGAACAGAUUCUACAGCUAAUUGCUGGGUAUAUUGACAUCAUUCUCAAGAAGCAGAAGGCGAAGGAUCACUUUGGCAUCGAAGGGGACGAGGGGUCGACCAUGGUCGAGGACAGCGUAUCACCGCUCAAGGCGACGAUUAUGCAGCAUGAAACGAGUAAUGUUGGCAGAGGUAGUGUCGAAGCGGUGUCAGUAGCCAUUCCAGCUGUUAUGAGAGCCGGUGGUGAAGGAGCAAGGCCCUAUGGACAUGGACACAUGGCAAGCGCCCAAUACACGACAAUUAGUGGUCAAGUCAACAUCGCCCAUGCACCACCGAUGGUACAGCAGACAAAAGUCACGUCGGUACUCACUGAGCCUCAGAGAGCCCUUGUAUCAACAAUAACCGCUGGCCACGAAGUGAUACACAUUGCCGAGACUGAAUUAACGUCUAAGGCCCAAUUACCGGAGCUCGGUAAUGAUCCAGCAUCACUUCAGUGGAUAGCCCAGACAAUGGUAACCCACAAGCAAAAUGUUGGUACACAAAUUGCUGAAAUGAAUGCAGCAACUGCACAAGUUGUCACAUUAACAUCAGGAUCAAUUGAGGAAGUUGAUCAUACUGCAGUGGGUGAGGCUAUAUCCACAAUUGCCACGAAUUUACCGGAGAUGACUAAGGGAGUUAGGAUGAUUGCUGCACUGAUGGAUGAUGACACCUCCGGGGAUCGUUUGUUAGAUGCUGCCAGGAAAUUGUGCACUGCUUUCUCAGAUCUACUGAAGGCUACCGAACCGGAGACCAAGGAGCCUCGCCAGAACCUUCUAAACGCGGCCUCCCGCGUCGGCGAGGCCUCCCACCAGGUUCUCACGACGAUCGGCGAAGAAAACGAUUCGAAUCGCGAACUCCAGGACAUGCUUCUUGCGCUCGCGAAAGCCGUUGCCAAUACCACGGCAGCACUCGUCCUAAAAGCCCGUAACAUCGCGGCCACGUGCGAGGACUCGCAAACCCAAAACCGCGUCAUCUCCGCCGCGACUCAAUGUGCGCUCGCGACCUCCCAACUCGUAGCAUGCGCGAAAGUCGUCGCGCCGACACUCCAAUCCCCCGCGUGUCAAACCCAGCUGAUGAACGCAGUUCGCGAAGUUACGAAAGCCGUUGAAAAUCUCGUGGACGUUUGCAACGAGACCUGCGGAGACGACAACCUCCUCAAGGAGCUGUCCUCCGCAGCCGCAGAAGUCUCCCGCACCUUGAAUGACCUCUUAAACCACAUUCGCACGGCCACGCGUACGGGAGAACGCGCGAAAGAAACAACUCAAGAUGGCGCCGUUGAAACGAUAAUUUGCGCGACUGAUCGUCUAUUCGCGUCCUCGGGAGACGCGCCCGAAAUGGUGCGGCAAGCGCGCAUCGUGGGUCAAGCCACAGCCCACCUUAUUCAAUCGAUCAAGGACGAGGCAGAACGGCAACCCGAUCCUGACCUCAACCGACGGCUCUUGGCGGCCGCAAAGGCUCUCGCCGAUGCCACCUCGAAAAUGGUGGAGGCUGCGCGACAGUGUGCGUCAAGCCCUCACGACUCACGAAUGCAAGAGCAACUCAAAACCGCUGCGGAGGAACUGAGAAUCGCGACGACAGUAGCAACGACUCAAACAUUGAGACGAAAAGUCGUGGAGGAGAUUGUCGUGGACAAGAGUCAAUUUUCGAGAGCUGCACAGGCGAUUCACGCGGGUUGCGAAAAUCUCACUGAUCCGAAGAGUUCGAAGCAACAGAUUCUCGAAGCGGCAACUAUGAUCGCGAAACACACUAGCGCUCUCUGCAACGCUUGCAGGCAGGCAUCCAGUAAGACUAAUGAUCCUGUGGCUAAAAGACAUUACGUCCAGUCUGCGAAGGACGUCGCGAAUUCAACCGCGAAUCUCGUAAAGGAGAUCAAAGCGUUGGACAAAGAUUACUCGGACCUUAAUCGCGAGAAGUGUUCGGACGCAACGAGACCGUUGUUAGAUGCCGUCGAUAAUCUCUGUGAGUUCGCGGGGUGCAUCGAGUACACCAGAACGGUGAUCCACACUGCGGAGAGGGUCUCCGGGCCUGAACAAGCGAUCAUAGAUGGCGCGUGUGCAAUCGUCGAGACUUCGAAGAGCCUCCAAGCCAGUCCGCAGGACGAACCUGCCUGGCAGAGACUUGCGCAACACAGCAAGACUGUAUCAGACUCGAUCAAGACUCUAGUCUCGUCGAUUCGGGAGAAAAGCCCAGGCCAGACUGAGUGCGAUACAGCUAUCGAGAAGUUAACAGCAAGGAUAAGGGAACUGGAUUCGGCGACUCUCAGUGCAGUCUCACAGUCUCUCGUACCUCGUAAAGAGAACUCUCAGGAAGGGUUCAUCGAGGAGAUGGAAAGAUACACGAGAGAGUUGCGCGAGCAGUUAGAGCCGUUGAGAACAGCUGCAAAGUACCAGCCGGAGAACGUCGGCCCUUGUGUCCAGCAAUUGGCUAGGUCCUAUGAGCCCUUGGUCACCAGUGCCAUUGGCGCAGCGUCAAACAUGGUGAACUCUAAACAGCAGUCUGUGUUGUUGGACCAGACGAAGACAGUUGCCGAGUCAGCUCUGCAGUUAGUCUACAUCGCGAAGGAGACUGGAGGCAAUCAUGAGGCAAUGGCUCUUCACUCGGAGGUCGAUGAAUCAGUGGAGGGGACGAAGGACGCUUUGAGAGAGCUGGAGAGCACUCUGGAGAUGAUUUCAACAUCUCAUGGAGUUGUCACUGGUUUGAUCGAGACCAUCAGCAGGGCUAUGAUCAGAUUAGAUGACACGAGAAUCUCGACGGACUCAGUGGACUCUUAUGUUGACUACCAGACGAGGAUGGUUGAGGCUGCCAAGGAGAUAGCUAGAUUGGCCCAAGAGAUGUCGACCAAGUCCAGUACUGAUGUGGCAAGGUUGGGACCCCUCGCAGUGGACAUUUCUCACAAGUACACACAACUUGCGAGAGAUUGCACUGGGGCCUCGGCGGCCGCUUCCAGUCCUGAGGUGUCUUCCAGGUUGAGGAAUGGAGUGCAGGACCUGGGGAGGGCAUGUGCGGAUAUUGUGCGGGCCUCUGGGGUCUGUCAACUGACACCUGGGGAUGCUUACACCCAGAGGGAGGUGUCCGAGAGCGGAAAGAUUGUUACGGAAAAGGUGUCUGAGGUACUUUCAGCACUUCAGGCUGGCUCCAGGGGCACUCAGGCCUGCAUCAACGCCGCAAGCACUGUCUCUGGGAUCAUUGGAGAUCUGGAUACCACCAUCAUGUUUGCUACUGCUGGUACUCUUCAUGCGGAGAAUGAGGGGGAUACCUUUGCUGAUCACAGGGAGAAUAUUCUGAAGACUGCGAAGGCCUUGGUUGAGGACACGAAGACUCUUGUGGCCGGGGCUGCCUCCUCUCAGGAACAGCUGGCUGUUGCUGCACAGAAUGCAGUGUCUACUAUUGUCCAGUUGGCCGAGGUUGUUAAGUAUGGAGCUGCUAGCCUUGGCACUCAGAAUGCUGAGGCACAGGUCAUGCUGAUCAACGCGGUGAAGGAUGUUGCUUCGGCGUUAGGCGAUCUUAUUCAUGCGACUAAGGCUGCCAGUGGGAAACCAAUCAAUGAUCCCAGCAUGGCGCAUCUCAAGGAUUCUGCCAAGGUGAUGGUGACGAACGUGACGUCCCUGCUGAAGACGGUGAAGGCAGUGGAGGAUGAACACACACGAGGUACAAGAGCUCUGGAGUCGACUAUCGAAGCAAUCGGUCAGGAAAUCCGAGCGUCAAACACCCCAGAUUAUCAGAGGGGUGCAGUGACCCCGGAGGAUCUCGUCAGAUGCACGAAGAGCAUUACCACAGCGACGGCCAAGGCAGUGGCUGCUGGAAACAGCUGCAAGCAGGACGACAUUAUCGCGGCUGCCAACAUGGGACGGAAAGCCAUCAGCGAUAUGCUGUCGAUCUGCAAAGCAGCUGCCCAUCACUGCGCGGAGACAAGGGAUCUGCGAGAGAGGACCCUUCAAGCUGGUCAUGACGUGGCUCUUAAUUAUCGCGAACUCCUCCAGGCAAUCCUCAUGAUCUCGUCAAAGUCUGGAGACGCCAAGCACACGCUGCCCCAGAUCUCGAGGAAGAUUGCUACGAGUGUCACUGAACUUGUGGCUGUGGCCGAGUUGCUGAAGGGAACUGACUGGGUCGAUCCUGAUGAUCCUACUGUAAUUGCUGAGAAUGAACUGUUGGGUGCCGCUGCCAGUAUCGAUGCCGCAGCCAAGAAGUUGGCGAGUUUGAGACCUAGGAGGAGCAUUCAGGAAACAUCCGAAGACAUGAACUUCGACGAGAUGAUUCUGGAAGCCGCCAAGUCUAUUGCGGCGGCGACAUCAGCUCUCAUAAAAGCGGCAUCCGCAGCCCAACGAGAGCUGAUCGCCACCGGCAAGGUCUCGCGAACCCCUCUGACCUCCUCGGACGAUGGCCAAUGGUCGGAGGGCCUCAUCUCCGCGGCUCGUCUAGUCGCCGCAGCCACUCAUAGUCUAGUGGAAUCGGCCAAUGCUCUGGUGCAAGGUGUCUCUUCCGAGGAGAAACUCAUAUCGAGCGCCAAACAGGUGGCUUCCAGCACCGCACAACUUCUCGUUGCCUGCAAGGUCAAAGCAGAUCCAGACUCAGAGAGCACGAAACGCCUUCAGAAUGCUGGCAACGCCGUCAAAAAAGCAACAGACAAUCUUGUCCGCGCUGCGCAACAAGCCAUCCAACAGGAGGAAGAAAGAUCCCUAGUUCUCAACAAGAGAAUGGUGGGGGGAAUUGCGCAGGAGAUCAACGCACGCUCUGAGGUUUUGAGAAUUGAGAAGGAACUCGAGGAAGCUAGGGGAAGAUUGACGGCUAUCAGGCAGGCAAAGUACAAGAAUCGUCCGGACUGUUCGGACACGGACUGCGACGCCGAUCAGAGCGGCUACGAGAGUUACUCGUCAGGUUAUAUUGCAAGGAAGAGUCCCGAUAAUUUUGUGACAUCUACACCACGAAUGCCAGAGAAGAACAUUGCCACUGGUGACAGGAGUGAUCUUGUCAGUCCUGAGAAGGUCAACUCCACUCAAAGCACUCUCGAGCGGAGGAUGAAGGGUUCUAGGGAUGAGGGGCAGUACGGGUUGGUUGAUAAGAGGCAUCAGGUGCCAGGAUUUGAGAGGGGUUAUCAGGAGGGAUUUGGGGAUAAUAAUGGGCUGGGUCAGUACAGCUCGAUCGAGAGGAAGAUCAAUCAGGAGUUUGAGGGACCUUUCCCCCCACCACCACCCCAGAUUUCCAGCGGUAGGAGGGGCUUUGGGGCCCGGGAGGAGGGGGGAUUUGGGGGGGAGAGAUUCUCACAGCCAAUGACGACUUUUAAGACGGAGGUGCAAAAGUUUGUGGGGGGGAAUUCACAGGGGUUGGGGGAAAAAUCGAAUGUGGGGAUUUUUGGGGGAGGGUGUCUGGGGACUUCACAGGGGCUAGGGGAAAAAUCGAAUAUAGUGACUUUUGGGGAUAAAACGGGUCUGGGGAGCUUUGGGGGAAAAUCAAAUCUAGGAAAUUUUGGGGACAAUCAGAGUUACACGAAUGUUGAGAGUAAAAUUUUACCUGGGGGACGGGUGGAAACAAUAACGACCAAGGUUUAUUCGUCAAUACCUGGGCAGACAUCUUCGUCUAGUAAUUUUGAGAGCACCCAGGAGCAGGAGUUUGUCACUAGUGGAAGUGAUCUGACCACUUUUAAGGGGGGCGACAGUGGGAGGUUCUCCAUGACAGAGCAGAAGAGUCAGAAGGAACAUGUCACCCAAAAAGUCACUGAGAAAAAAACUGUCACCAUGACUGUAUCGAAACAUCAUGAGAGCAGAAAUAAAAUUUUGAGUUUUGAGCAGAAGUAGAAAAUUCAAGGGGCAGGGGGGAUGAGCGGAAGCGACUUAGGAAUGGGAAAAAAAUUCUGCGAUUUCUGGGAUUCCCAGGAUUUUCUCGUGUACUGCCUUAUUAUUGUGUCCGAAAAAUAUGAAUUAAUGAAAUUUGGGGGGAGGGAGACAGUUUUUUACGUUUCAAGGGGUAUUGAGAAAGGAAGAAAAGUUUCUCAGGCUUUUUUUUCACGAAUGGAAAAUUGAGAAAUACGAUGACAUGAAAAAACACAAAAUUACAUAACCUAUAAAUUUUUAGAUGAGUAUUAGAUAAGUGUCCUUAGCUAGCCAUCUCAAGUGCUUUCGAUUUAGCCUUGUUAGGAUUAAAACACAAUUGCCUUUGUAUGAACAUCGUUCAUAUUCAAUUGAUAACCUUAAAAAUUGAGGUAUGAAUUCAGUGAAAAACGUCCAUACGUCGAUAAAACAAUCAUUGUAACAAAAAAUGAUAAUUUUUUUAGUCACUGCUUCCCGUAGUCUCGACAGAAUAAAAGGAUUUAGUUCUAGAUGAAUUUUUAUUUUAAUCAGUUCCCCAUUUUUUUUUAGUUUAGAACAACUAAUUAUUAUUUUCUUUCUCGUUUGUUAAAUGUUAAUUACGUUGACACACGCGAGACGAUUAACAAGAGAAGCAACAUAUCAUUUAAUUUUAUUAAUUUUCCGGGAGUCAGUGACCGAAAUGGCGCCACUCCCACUUUUUAAUCGACUUAUCUUUUUUUCUUUUAACUAAUUAAUUUUUUUUCUUUUCUACUUUUUUCGAGUCUGUUGCUACUCCCAUUAUCUACACCCGAAUCUCGAGAUAAUUUCGAAAUUUUCUGCUAUAAAAUUCAAUUAUUAUUGUGAACAGGUGAUUAAUGAAUACUAAAGUGCAAUUAUUAAUUUUUUUAAUGAUAUUUUAAGGGGAUGAGAGUCAAUUUUGAUGCACAAAGUGGAGAUUUUCGAUGCCUUAAUCAAUUAUUUCGAAUUGAGUAAUUACCAAAAAAAUAUAAUGCUUUAUUAAUUAAUUAACGAUUCAACGACAUGAACGAGUAAUUUGUGAUUUUUUGGGUAAUUCGUGGAUGAAUUAAACAAUUUGUCAAUUAAGAAAAUUGAAAUGAAAUUUGUUUCUCCAUUCACCAAUGGAAAUAAUGAAUUAUUCAAUGGACGAUGGGUCCUCGAUGAUUACAAGCAGAUAAUAUAUUAUUAUAUAUAUGUAUACAAAGCAAUUAAUGAUAAUUGUAAUUAAUUUAGAGGAAUUUUAUUUUAUUUACAACAAUUAUAAUCACCCAGAUAUUGUUUUCAAUAAUUUUAAUCGAUAAUACUGAUUUAGUAGGUAUUUUAUUCUGAGGAAGGAGAUAAUUUUUAACGUUUUUACAUGGUAAUUGAGACGAGCCAAUGAAGCCUUAUUAAAGUAAAAAAAUUAAUUGAGGAAAAAAUAAUUGUGGAACAUUUUUAUGAAUUUUUAUUUAGUACUUUGGAGUGUUAUUUUUGAUCAUGAUUUUUAUUACAAUUAUUCAACUGUUUCGUGGUAUUAUGUGAAUUCAUGAUUAAAAUGUCGAGAGAAAUAUUUUAAGAAAUGAGAAAAAAAAAUAAAAAUCCUUAACAAGUAAUAUAAA